Messenger RNA from Paraglomus occultum, 597 nucleotides. The record is from the annotation of a GenBank genome assembly. Lineage: Eukaryota; Fungi; Glomeromycota; Glomeromycetes; Paraglomerales; Paraglomeraceae.
AUGGCUGAGACAAGCUUUGUUUUGGGUCUGACUACUUCUAGUGCUCUGAGAAAGUGGUACCACACAGCAAAUCCUCAAACAACUGAGACGGAGGUCGAAGAUGCAUACAACAAAUAUAAAGACUUUUAUGCCAAGUACCAUAGCGACCACCCCGCAGUAAUCACAGACUGCUAUGCUGAAUAUCUUGCAACACUCGAUAAGCAAGCCCGCAACGUCGCGGAGAACAUAGUCGCCGCAGCCGCGGCUGAAGGCCCUGGCACCGUGCCAGUAUUGGUGGCCCAGGGGUUCACAGAGGACGCUCGAACGUAUGCAAGGAUUAAUGGAGUUGUCCUCUGUGACCACGAAGACGUGGCCAAUCAACUGGUGCUCUCUUCCGUGCGCCACAAUGCGGAGAGGAGGGCGCGGGAGGAGGAGUUGGGCAGGCGGCAGGGUGAGUCGGCUGCGCUGCACCAGUUGUCCGCGGAGAUGAUGGCUGGGCAGCGGCAGUUGGCCGAGGAUAUGGUCGCGGGGUUUGCUGCGCAGCGGCGUGCGUUUGCGAGAUUGGAGAGGAUGGUUUUUGUUGUAUUAAUGGUGGUUGUGGCCAGAUGGCUUUUAUAA